GACAUUCACAGUUGCCCUUUCGGCGCUGUGUUGUUGAAGGCAGCAGACCGGUCAUAUCUCUCCCGGUAUAUUUAUGUAGGAAGUCUAGAACAUGGACUGACCGCCGGCUGCACGAAUCGACGCAGAGCAACACUGUUAAACAGAAGGAUUAAUACUAAUUCUAACAGGUGAGUCUAUAAUAAUGACCAAAGAAGAUGAAAUUCCUGACUGGGCUGGAGCACAGGACUUCUAUGAGAAGUAUGAUCCGAAGGAAAUCCUUGGAAGAGGGGUGAGCAGUGUAGUUCGACGCUGCAUCCAUAAACGCACCACUCAGGAAUAUGCAGUCAAGAUCAUAGACAUCACGCCGUCAGAUAAAAUGAGCCCUGAGGAGAUCGAGGAGAUCAGAAAUGCCACAAUAAAGGAGGUUGACAUUCUCAAGAAAGUGUGUGGGCAGGAGAAUAUCAUUCAGCUGAAGGAUUCCUUUGAAACUAAAGCUUUCUUCUUCUUAGUGUUUGACUUGAUGAAGAAAGGAGAGCUUUUUGAUUACUUAACCGAGAAGGUUACGCUCAGUGAAAAAGAGACAAGGAAGAUUAUGCGGUCACUGCUGGAGGUGGUUCAGUUCCUUCACUCUCAAAACAUUGUGCACAGAGAUCUAAAGCCAGAAAACAUCCUUCUGGAUGACAAUAUGAACAUCAAACUCACUGAUUUCGGCUUUGCUGUGCAGAUUGCACCAGGACAAAAACUUAAUGAGGUAUGUGGAACGCCAGGCUAUCUAGCCCCGGAGAUUAUCGAAUGCUCUAUGGAUCCUCAUCACCAAGGUUACGGGACCGCCGUUGACCUCUGGAGUGCUGGGGUGAUCAUGUACACCCUUCUUGCAGGUUCUCCGCCUUUCUGGCACAGGAAGCAGAUGCUAAUGCUGCGCAUGAUCCUGGCAGGGAGCUACCAGUUCACCUCUCCGGAGUGGGAUGACCGUUCAGACACUGUCAAAGACUUGAUCUCCAGGAUGUUGGUGGUAAAUCCUGAGGCACGUUACACUGCCAGAGAUGCCUUAAACCAUCCUUUCUUCCAGCAGUAUGUGGUUGCAGAGGUGCGCCAUUUCAGCCCGUAUAGGAAAUUCAAGGUGAUCUGCAUGACAGUUCUGGCAACAAUGCGCAUUUACUGCAAUUAUCGACGUGCCAAGCCAGUUACCAAAGAUGUGAUCAAGAGUGACCCCUAUGCAGUAAAGCCUAUUCGCAAGCUCAUCGAUGCCUGUGCAUUUAAGAUUUAUGGACACUGGGUAAAGAAGGGCCAGACACAGAACAGAGCUGCCCUGUUUGAGAAUAGUCCAAAAGCUAUCCUGCUUUCUCUAGCAGCGGAAACAGAUGAUUCAUCUCUCAGAAUGAUGUAAUGGAUGUAAAGCACACUACUGAAAACUAUACAGGAUAAUAUGUUCAAGAAAUAGUUAUGACAUCAAUACCUCAUACUGCAUGACAUUGUGAGAUGUUUUAAUACGUCUUACAUGAGAGCAAAUAUACUGUUACUGAAAGAUUUUGUGAAACUGCACUGAACCAGGAUACCUGAAGUUCUUGUGCUAAUAUGGGUCAUGUUUAUUUAUUGUGAUAUAUGAUAAAAUUAUUUAAAAUAUUAAAUCAAAACAAAUUAUUAUAUGACACAAAAUGUGUAUACAAACAGAUUUUAUGGUGUUGUGUAUAAUGUGGGUUGCUAUUGUACAUCUUUCAAAAGCAAAUGUUGGUAAAAAUCCUGUUACUCAUUUGACGGCUACUAAAAUCUUAAACUAAUGAAUUAGAGUUUAAUUAAUUUUAGUCCAAUGAUUUAUUCAAAAGAAUGAAUCAUUAAACAGAACGAUUUAAAAAAACAAUUCCAAUUGGGCCCAACUGAUUCAGUAUAUAUAUAUAAUUGUCAACAGAAGCAAUACAUUUUUGUAGUUGUUCUGAGUUCCAUAUACUUAUUAUUAAUAAUGAUGUUUACAGGUCAAACUGAUUUUAAAUUUUAAAAUGAAUUUAAAAAUCACACUGAAAAUAAUAAAUAGUAGUAAUUUUAAACAGCAAAUAGAUCAAAACAAUAGUGUAUUGUCAAAAAUGAUUACAAAAUACAUUGCAAAAAUAAAACAAAAGAAAUAUGAGAAAAUAUGAUGAAUAAAAGAUGUACUAAGCACUGCGAUGUAAUGUUAAUGAUGGAUGUGUACUAAUAAACUUAUUAAACUCA
Labeo rohita (rohu) is the source of this 2184-nucleotide messenger RNA. RefSeq names its product phosphorylase kinase, gamma 1a (muscle) (gene phkg1a). Gene Ontology annotation, cellular component: phosphorylase kinase complex. Gene Ontology annotation, molecular function: calmodulin binding; ATP binding; phosphorylase kinase activity. Gene Ontology annotation, biological process: protein phosphorylation; glycogen biosynthetic process. The transcript has 10 exons. The record is from RefSeq and is a predicted model, not a curated record. Bases 182 to 1366 code for a protein of 394 amino acids. NCBI's taxonomy places the organism in Eukaryota, Metazoa, Chordata, Actinopteri, Cypriniformes, Cyprinidae.